CUAAAAGAGAGAGAGAGCUCCUAUAACCAAACACACAGACGCACUCUCUCUCUCUCACACAGGGAAAAGAGAGAAGACAGUCCCAUCUCUCCAUUCCGGUCUGCUCAGUGUCUGAAGACAGUGACUUCAUUAUUUUACUCCUUUCCAUAUCUGGAAUUUACUUCUACUUCAAGGGUUUUCAUGAAGCGACAGAGGAGUAAUAUUUGACCCAACAGGAAGAUGGUUCCAGUUAAACUCCUCAUUCUGGGAUCUCAAAACACAGGAAAAACAGCUCUGUGUGUUCGGUUCAUUACCAAGCGCUUCAUUGGGGAAUACGACCAUAAGAAGGAGGUGACCUACAGAUGCAGUCGGCUGGUGGACCAGGAAGGCAUUGAUCUGGAGAUUUUGGAUUUAGCUUGUAAGGACAACUCUGCAGCGUCUCUGGAGGCGUCGCUCCGCUGGGCCGACGGCUUCCUGCUGCUCUACUCCGUCACACAGCGCCUCAGCUUCCUGGAGGUUCCUUGCCUCAAGAAACUCAUCGACCAAUCCAAGCAGAGUCUGGUUGUUCCUACAGUGCUAGUAGCCAAUAAAGCGGACCUGGAAAUCGGCAGAGAGGUCACAACAGAGGAAGGACAGAGACUGGCCAAGGAUUUAAGGUGUGGUUUCAGGGAGCUGUCGGUGGCAGAAGCUGUCUUAGCUGUGGAAGCCGCCGUGCUUCAGCUCAUCAGGCUGGUGUUGGAUCAGCAGCGUUCUCUGCCCGACCGCCGCUCCUACAUGCUGACUGUUCGCCACGCUCUGACCCGGAAGCUGACCCGAUCCAAAACCAUGCAGUGGUGACCGCAGCGAGACACCACUCAGCAGUUAUUACAGUGGGACAUGUGAGAGAAUUGACUUUCAAAGUGUUUGAUGGACGGAGACGGAGGAUGACAGCAGUGGAUGUGUGACGAGGCAAUGACAUCACAGCGGUCACCAAGGAGACGGAAGUUCAGAACCCGAGUCACCUCUUCAUUUCGCUCAGAAUAGACGAUGAGUCAUCCCGGCAUCGUCACGCCAGGAGCCAAUCCGAGGGCCGCGUGUCACCACCUGCAUCAACAGACAACUGUCCAAUCCCAGAGAUACAGCUUUUUAAUUUCUAUACAUUUUAUAUU
Molecule: messenger RNA, 1127 nt
Organism: Eleginops maclovinus (Patagonian blennie)
Lineage: Eukaryota; Metazoa; Chordata; Actinopteri; Perciformes; Eleginopidae
Exons: 9
Coding region: 220-816 (198 amino acids)
Molecular function (GO): GTPase activity; GTP binding
Source: RefSeq, a predicted model, not a curated record